Messenger RNA from Metarhizium brunneum ARSEF 3297, 1842 nucleotides. RefSeq names its product 3-hydroxyacyl-CoA dehydrogenase-like protein LAM1. Gene Ontology annotation, molecular function: oxidoreductase activity, acting on the CH-OH group of donors, NAD or NADP as acceptor; NAD+ binding. Gene Ontology annotation, biological process: fatty acid metabolic process. NCBI's taxonomy places the organism in Eukaryota, Fungi, Ascomycota, Sordariomycetes, Hypocreales, Clavicipitaceae. The record is from RefSeq and is a predicted model, not a curated record.
AUGGGCUUCCAACUACCUUCAACCGUCGGCCGCGUCGUCGCCGUACUCGGUGGCGGCGUUUUGGGUCGACGAAUAGCCUGUAGCUGGGCGGCCAGCGGCUACGACGUCGUCAUCCGCGAUCCCAGCCCGGAGCAGAGGGCCGCAGCGGUGCAGUACUGCAACACCAGCAUGUCGGACUACUCAGAUUCGGCCAAGCGCGGCACCGUGCAGGCCCUGGACGACCUGGAAAAGGCUGUCGAGAAGGCAUGGCUGGUUGUCGAAGCGGUCCCCGAGAAACUGGACCUGAAAAUAUCCACCUUUGCCGACCUAGAAAAGCUCACGACGCAAGACGCCCUCCUUGCCUCCAACUCGUCCUCGUACAAGUCUCGAGAAAUGGUUGGGCAUCUCCAAAGAGAGACGAGGCGGCGCGUUCUGAACAUGCACUACUAUAUGCCGCCGGGAAACCGCAUCGUCGAGUUGAUGACGGACGGCGAGACUGACGAGACCAUCUUCCCCUUCCUAGUGGACAAGCUUAAAGAAACCGGUAUGCAUCCUUACGUGGCGCACAAGGAGUCCACUGGUCUCAUUUUCAACCGCAUGUGGGCUGCUAUCAAGCGCGAGGCCCUGAGUAUCCUCGCCGAGGGUGUGGCAACACCGCAAGAGCUGGAUGGCCUCUGGCUCGAGAUGUGGUCUGGAAGUCAGACCGGGCCGGUGGCCAUGAUGGACCAGAUCGGCUUGGACACUGUCGCCUUUAUCGAGCAGCAUUAUGUUGCGGAACGUAAGUUGUCCGACCAGCCUCUCAAGUUCCUGCAAAAGUUCCUCGACGAGGGACGACUGGGAGCCAAGUCUGCCAAGGGCGGGCUUCUUCCUCCCCAGCAGGCGACUGGGCCAGCACACCACUUCGGCGACAGCGGCAACAUCCUCGAUCCUACCCUCUAUGUCCUCGAUAUUGGCCUCUCUGCUUCCAACCCUCUUGAUGCCCCGAACGCAGGCCGCAUCAUGGUUGGCUCGCCGGACGGGAGGCCCUUUCGGACUCUGGUGUCAAACCAGCACAUGCCUGACGGUAUUGACAUCUCAACCUCGGCCAAGAAGCUCUUCUGGACCAGCAUGGGGAAUCCGUCUCAACCAGACGGCGCAGUUUUCAGCUCCAACCUCGACGGGAGUCAUGUCAAGGAGAUUGUUCCGCGCGGCUCGGUCCACACCCCGAAGCAGCUCACCAUCGACCACAAGAACUCCAAAAUCUAUUUCGGAGAUCGGGAGGGUCUCAAGAUUUGGCGGUGCAACUUUGAUGGCUUCGGCCUGGAAACGCUCAUCCAGAACGGAGACUGGCGGAACGACGAAGAAAAGGCCGACCAGAUGAGGUGGUGUGUUGGCGUGGCCGUGUCGCCAUCAACGGGUAAAUUCUACUGGACUCAAAAGGGCCCUUCAAAGGGGAACAAGGGGCGGAUAUUCCGGGCCAAUAUCGAUUUCCUGCCGGGAGAAGGAGCCGGCAACCGGACGGACAUCGAGGUCAUGUUCCAAAACUUGCCGGAGCCCAUCGACCUGGACAUUGACGAGGCCGCCAACGUGCUCUACUGGAGCGACAGGGGCGAGCUUCCCACGGGGAAUAGCAUCAACUCGGCAAGGCUCGACGCGGCCAGGCCUGUCCAGGGCAAUGCCACGAGCGUGCCGGGCAGGGACUACACGCUCCUUUCUCGCGAUUUGCACGAGGCCAUCGCGGUCAAGCUGGACUUGAAAAAGGGGCACGUGUACGCGACCGACCUCGGCGGCAGCAUGUACAGGCUCGACGCGGACGGUGGACACAAGACCCGGAUCUACGACGGCGUCGGAGCUCUUUCCGGCCUGGCGCUUGCGUACUUUUAG